ACCAGCACCAAAACUUUUGCCUCGAAUCUUGUUUUUUUUUAUUUCAGAGUUUUACCAAACUCUCAUCCGAAAACAUCAUCAUAACCACAUUCUUCCUCUCGCUCGACGCGCGGCGACGUAACCCGAGAUUCCCGCACUCGACAUACAUAAUGAGGUCAAAUUCGUCGUCGCGUCUAUGGGUUGGCCCACUGAUGCUUGUCAUCAUCAUUGCUCUAAUCUAUCUCCUCUCCUUAAUGCCAACAACGCCUCCGCAUUUGGCGAACAAUGGAAUGAUUGUGAAUGAUGCACAUACAGAGUAUGCAAUGAAGGGACAAGCACAAGUGGAUUGGCAAGAAAUAUACAAAAAUCAUGCAUCCAUUGAAGACAACUUGGGAUUUGAUCCAUGUCGACAUGGAGGAGUGACAAAUGAAACCGAUGGUUCUUGUGUAUGCACACGAUGGUAUUCUGGAGAUAAAUGUGAAACGCCGGUUUGUAUGAACGACGGGUACUUCAAUCACACUUUGGGACGAUGUGUGUGCACAUCGAAUUGGGUUGGAGAGCAUUGUAUAUUUAGAUGCAAUUCAGGAGUUGUUAACAAAACAUCAGGAUUAUGUGAAUGUCUAUUCGGGCGUCCAUGUACUAUUCAAAAGUGUAUAAAUGGCCAUUUCUUUGAUGGAAAGUGCGCGUGCUAUGAAGGAUUCACCGGGCCAGCUUGUACAAUUUGUGACGGAACAGUUCCAACCAUUCAAUGUGACGAAGUGAUCAGAAAACGCGGUUCCGUGAAUUCUCGAUUGACACUUUCUGGCCUCUCAUUCUGCAUUAUCACUAUUGGAUUGCUCUGCGUUGGAGCACAUCGUCGCCGAUCGGCUAUGAACCCGGUUACCGAAGAGACAUGGUACAGAGUAUUCCAUCCGAACAAUAAUCGACCAUUCAGUUCCAGAUGCAGACAUGAUUAUAUGUGUGGUGGAUCAUGGGUUCCCAGAGAUAGAGCAUUAAUUGUUGCACCUGGAAGAGUGUCAAUGUCAAGUACUAAUUCAAGAGUACACAGAUUGGCUACACCUCCACCAAGUUACACAUCGGUAGAUGAUCUCAACAGCGCUGAAGCUCAAACCCCGCCUACAUACGAAGAAGCGACACGAAUUGAAAUUGAGAAUGUUAUCGCAGAGGAAAUAGAAUCAGAAGAAGCCAAGGAUGAUGUGGGAGUUACGAUAGAAAUUCCUACAUCUUCAGAUGAAAUAGUAACAGAAGAAACGACAGAAUUGAACACUGAAUCCACAUGAUUUUUAGUGUUUUUUUUUUUUGAAUUUUUUAUGAUGAUUUUUCCUCUUUUUAUCAUUUUGUUGUACGAUUACCGGGUAUUUCAAAUUUACUUACAAAAAAGCAAAAAGCAAAAGACCAAACCGAUUUUUUUUUGAUUUUUCUUUCCCGUUUCCUUCCCUCCCUUUUCCCCGUUUACAUCCCAUACGAUUGCGUUUUUCGAGUUGCAGUUAGCCAUAUUUUUCUCCCGAUUUUGUCGAAUUUAUGACGGGUAUUUGUAUAGUUUAUGUGUGUUGUUGUUGAUAUAUUCACGUGACACAAAUGUGAAAAAUUGAACUAAUGAAGGUUUUUUCAUUC
This is a messenger RNA of Caenorhabditis elegans, 1593 nucleotides long. It is a transcript of the gene T12A7.2, whose product is annotated as EGF-like domain-containing protein. The record is from RefSeq and is marked reviewed. NCBI's taxonomy places the organism in Eukaryota, Metazoa, Nematoda, Chromadorea, Rhabditida, Rhabditidae. The transcript has 7 exons. Bases 150 to 1259 code for a protein of 369 amino acids.